This is a messenger RNA of Amphibalanus amphitrite, 4027 nucleotides long. RefSeq names its product divergent protein kinase domain 2A-like. The record is from RefSeq and is a predicted model, not a curated record. The transcript has 6 exons. NCBI's taxonomy places the organism in Eukaryota, Metazoa, Arthropoda, Thecostraca, Balanomorpha, Balanidae. Bases 511 to 1803 code for a protein of 430 amino acids.
GUAAAUACGCUAUCCAUCAACUGAUCCUCCACUCCUCUACCGAGUGCUUAAGUUUUCCGAUAUAUUAUUCUAAAGUAAAACUGGUUGGUAGCAGCAAGUUAAGAAAUUCUCACGAGGAAAGCAUAUGAAGAUAUGUCAAUGACACGCACUCCACCGGUGAAAAUAAGGCAAACAAGAACACGCUCAGCACUACAGUCAUCUGGUGCGUCAGUACCGCCGCAUUCAGAGCUGUUCAGAGCGUCGCGACCAUGUGGAGAGUGGGGAUGGUACUGAAUGUUCUGGAAUUAUAAAUGAUUCGGGUGAUGGUGCAAGUGGUGCUAAGAUAGAUAGAAGUGAAGGUCGACUGGGAGGUGAAUCAGAAUGGUGAUGCUGGGUCGCUUCUUCCAGAAAACAUCUCAUGCUUAUCAAAUGCCCACCAAGUCAGGCAGACCUGUACCAGCAUGAAGAACCUUUGAUAAAUAUUGGUCAAAAGGUGUACGUGAUCCAUCAGGGUCACCCAGUGAUAGUGAGAUGGCUCGCGGACGGCUGCUUCGGCCCUCCGUGCUGCACCGCCAGAUCGCCAACAUGCGCGUGUUCCCGCGUGUGCGGCUCGAGUGCUGCGUACUCAUAGCCAUCGCCUGGUGCGCGCUCGUCACCUUCCUCUUCAUACAGUACGGCGAGGACCAGGUGCACAGCAAGACCCUCCAGGAGACAAACAAGUGUCCCGUCUGCUUCGGACACACCAGCUGCUUCAUGCUUCACUCGAGUAACAUGCACGUCGUCAAGCUCACCGGCCUGUCCAAGGUGUCACUCUUCAACUACAUCAACGUCAAGAACGUGUUCUUCGGCAAGUACAAGGGUGACGAGAUCGUGCUGAAGAAGCUGGCGCACGACUCGGAGUUUGCCGAGUUUGACGGUCGCGUGUGUAACGGCUCGGCGCGCUGUACGCCUCGCGGUCGGCUCUUCACGCGGCUGCUGCGCGGCGUGUUCCCCGACAUCUCCGACGGCCGCUCCGAGUCGCUGGCGCUCGCCGCCGGUGUCGGAGACCGCUUCCUGCGCGAGCACCUCACCUGUCCCUCGCAGCGACUCAUGCGCAGACUGUUUGACGCGCUCGCCGACGAGUCCAAGGAGAAGUUCCUUCACUUUGCCACGAUGCUGCUCAUCAACGCCGAGCCGCUGCUGCUGCAGGCGUUUCCGCAGUCGGAGGGCUGGCCGUUUCCGCGCUACCUGGGCGCGUGCGGCCGGCUCGUGAUGGAACAGUACGUGGGACCGACGCUGGCCAACUUCCGAGACGCCCCCUGGCAGCAGCGGGUCGAACUGGCCCUGCAGCUGCUGGAGAUUGCCGACAUGCUGACCACAAACGACAGCGACUUCAACCUGUACAUGACGGACGUGACUGCCGACAACCUGGCCGUGGAUGCGGACGGACGCGUUCACCUGGUGGACGUGGAGGACGUGGUCAUCGUGGACCGGCAACAGCUGGAGAAAGACGCGCCAGCAGACUGGAACAAGACUCACGUCACUCCCAUCCUCUGUGACGACUGCAUGGGUUACGAGGCCGACCAGCUGUGCGGACACCACAUCUCCGAUCACAACUACUUCGCAAUCUGCAAGGGCCUUCUGGCGCCGAACGCGUUCGGUCGCGGUAUGUCUGGCGGCCUGCUGCACAGCGUGCCGGCGCUGGUGACCUCCACCCACCCAGAGUUGGAGCGCUGGCUGCGCCUCUGCGCCGACCCGGGACCCGACGGCGGGUCACGCUUCGGGCCAGCCGCCGAGCUGCGGCGAACGCUCAACCAGGUGCUCGAGGAGGCCAGUACUGAAUGACCGAGGGGGCAGAGGGAUUGUAGGUUUGAGCUUUGGAUGCCGGGGAGAUUGUGGUGUGGGAGGUGGGAUUGUGGGAUACGGGACGGGAGGCAAGAGGUGACAUUUGGGACUUUAAGGCACGGGAAGGAUGAAAAUGUUUAUUUGGUAAUGAGCACUAAUCGUUGACACGGGAAGGACUGGCUGGUUAUGAGAACCAUCGGGUGACAGGGGACUGGAUUCAGAGUUUCCCUACCCACUGGGAUAUUCUUGGAAUGACAUUCUGUGGGAGAAGAACUGUUGCAGAAGACUGGAUUAACUUUAUCAUGACCUGAAUGGCAUGAUGCCGACUGAAUACUUCGGAAUGAGGCUUCCAGUAAAGGAACGGGAUAUUAUGAUCGAUUACGGGCAUACAAUAGACUCAUGACAUGAACGAGCAACAGCCUAGACCACACCGUGUUCUAUGCUCUAGGUUUGUCUUGGCUGCGUUCGUACAGCGCUGUGACUGCGUCCAUUUCUACCACCUUUGCCGAUUUUGAGUGACGCCGUGUCCCUCAAGUGUCCGAUCAUGACCACUAGUGCCCCUUUGGGAGGCCUGCUUUCUAACGUGCGACUUUUGCACUUCUUACGCGAAACAUAAUCGAGGGGUUUUAGCCCAGAAUUUGAAUCACAGCCAUUGUGUGCCAUCGAACGAUACAUCUGUACAUCUGUAAAUUCACAUAAGUGAUUUCAGGAUGGCUAAGGUCUGGCUGCUCUACAUAGGUUCUAAGGCUUCUUCGAUUCCCGGUUUUAGUCUUUUUUCCUCCAUGUGGUUCUUUCUCUUUUGCAAUUGAUUUCCUGAUGAGUUAGAUAGCCAUGACAUUUGUGCCGUUGUCAUUAUUUGGUUUUAUCAUUGUCUAAGGCAGUCUAGCCAUAGUUUCAUACUUGGGUUUCUCGCCUUAUUUAUUGAGUUUUCUGCGGAAUGGUGGAUACGAGUAUGCGUCAUUCAACCGAGUAGCCGAUACUUUCGAUUGUUUUCGUUCGAUUUACUGAGAAGGCGUGGGUAGUCUCAAGUCUAUAAUGGAAAAAGUCUAUAAAAGCGCCCAACUCUUGCCGUAUAGCUUGCACCUAUCGGCUAUCACUUUCGACAACCCCAGAGAUAUGCUUAAAGCGUGCGUUGGCCUACGGGCUUCCAUGAAAAACUGUAGGUACCGGUCAUGUGCUGUCGGUGGCGGGCACGUUGAUGGUAUGAGCAGCUGCCAUAGGACUCUCUGGUGUUUGGGACUUAGGUGACCGGUUCGCAGUGUUUGCCUCUUGUGUUGCUACCGCGCAGCACUCACGACAGCUCGCCUAGCUUUAUACGGGCAUUGGCGUAGACGCGACCGUCUCUGUGUGUGUAGAUUACCACGACGCUUACACGCAGCUUCCAGCGAGCAGUGGCGAUAAAUGUUCCAGUGUCGAGCUUAGACGUAGAUCGUUGUUGUGACAUUGAUGUUAGAAACGUGUGCAGGCAGGCGCAGAAAUGAUUUAUUUUUGCAUGUGUUUACUGGCUUCACCUGUAGAUGUGUAGUCGUUUUAUGAGUUGUUCUGAGGAAGUGUUGCAUUUAUAUCGUGAACGUAUCAAAGAGAAUGUUUAUUGUUUAUUCCAGGACACCUUAGUGAUAGGAUGUCUUCGAUGGGUCUGUGUUUUAUUGGAUCCAGUAGGUUGGAAGCAGUCAUAUGGGUUAACCGUGUGUGCCUGACAGCUGCCAGUAAUACUGAAUUACUCAAGUCAUCUGUGUCCAUGCAUUAGUUAAUUGCACCUGUUAGACAUUCACAACUCACGCAAUUAAUUGUAUUUACAUUGUGUUCACUUCAGUGCACCUGUACGAAGCCAGUGGUCUUACGCAAGCGCUUGCGACAAAUAUUGUGAGAUCACUAGAGCGCUCUAUAGAUCGUGUUCGGUGUUCAACGGUAGAACAGACGUGUUAGCAUUGUAUCAGAGCUUUACACCGCUGUGUAGCCGUUUCGUGUUGUACCGUUUGCAUGACAUGCGCCACACAUCGGCCGUAAGUGUGUACUGUAUGUAGGUGGUAGAAUUCCUUUACAAGGCAGUCUUCUCAGUUGUUCGACCGGGCGAACGAUGUGGUCGUUCUGGCCUGGUUGGCAGCAGUGUUCAUAGUCGGCCCCCGCCGGGGCCGGCCCCAUCCAUCAGUGUUUUGUAGGUGUUCAUCACACAUCGAGGCUGUGGCAUGUGUUGUUUUCGUAAUAUAAACGCUGAAACGUCCUA